UUAUUUUUAUUUUUUAAUUAUGAACGCCAGGAAAUGUGGCGUUCAAAUGGGCGAUUCUUCUGCUAUCGACUCAUUCUUUGUUUUUCUUUUCUCUUUGUUCGCGUUCACACACUGUUGAAAUAUUGAAGCUUUGUGUUGUUGGAGUAUCUCUAUGGAUCCUUUGCCUCUGUGGAAAUUUUCUAUUGUCUAGGCUUUGCAGAACAUAAGGUCGAUCUGUGGGUUAGAUGUGGUGUAGCAUAGAUUAAAAAUAAUGGAUUAAUAUUUUAUUGUGAUUUAGUGUUAUUAAAUUAUGAUUUAAUUUUCAAAUUUUUUGUUGGUAUUGUCGAAAUGCUUGUUUGGGAAGGGCAAUCUUGCUUCACGUGAUUAUUUGGUUGCUGCACUGGAAAGCUUUUAUGGGCAAUGCACUUCUGUUCCUGCUCCAUUUUGGACAUGCUCGUGGGAAUUUGGUACCUUAGAGAUAUCUGGUGCCUGUUUGUGUUUAUUUCAAAUGCUAUAAAUCGGUUUUGUCAUAACAUCAUUGUUGUCCUCUGACAAAGAAUCAUGGAUUUAUUCUAUCACUAUGCCACAUUUUGACAUUGUAUUGUGCAUUCUAAGAAUCCAUUUUGUGCUACUGAGCGGAUAAGGCUUGCAUCAGUGUAUUUUGACAUCUUCUCUAUUUUUUAGGCACGUCCUAUCUCCUCUCGCACCAUUUUUAAAUUUUUUUUAUGUAGGAAAAAGGAAGUAAGUUGAGAAUAUAUUUUGUGGUAACAUCAAGAAAGUGUAUGUCUCAUUGGUGACCUUAUCGAUGCUGGAAGGCUCACAUGCAAUCAGUCUUGUUACAACAUGAGACCAACCAAUCCAAACUAGUCAUUCUUGACUCGGUGGGGUUUUGCUGUAUUUUCUUGUCAUCCAUUUUCCCUACAUUUCUUGAAAAGAGUUGCAUACCCAUGUCAGAAAAUGAGAAGGCUAUAAUAAAACCAGAGGCAAUGAAGCCCUUUAUAUGGCUCCAAUGUGCUGAUGGAUCCAUUCAACAAGUUGAAGAGGAGGUUGUGAUGUUCUGUCCUAUGAUAUACCGGGAGAUCCUUCAGACAGGGAUGGGUUCUUCUCAAAAUUCUGCUAUAUGUUUACCUGAUCGCGUCAACCCUGCUAUUCUCAGCUUAAUUUUUGAAUAUUGUCGAUUUCAUCAAGUACUAGGCCGCUCUAACAAGGAACGAAAAUCCUUUGAUGAGAAAUUCAUCAGGAUGGACACCAAAAAACUAUGUGAGUUAACUUCUGCAGCAGACAGCCUCCAGCUGAAGCCAUUGGUUGAUCUCACUAGUCGUGCAUUGGCUCGUAUGAUAGAGGGGAAGACACCGGAAGAAAUUCGUGAAACAUUUCAUUUACCUGAUGACCUUACAGAGGAAGAGAAGCUGGAGCCACUGAAAAAUGUAAAUGAUGAUCCACGAAUACGGCUACUCAAUCGGCUAUAUGCUAAGAAACGAAAAGAAUUAAAGGAGCGUCAAAAAUUAAAGGACAUUGAAGCAGAGGAAGAAAAGAAAGAUGAACGCUCAGUUGAUGAAAUCUUAUCUUUUAUCAAUGGAGAAGAAGAUUCCAAAGGUGUUAAUGCUAUUAAAAGUAAGAAAAAGAACAGGAAGAAGAGAGAUUCCCAUAAAGAUAUUUCUGGACAAGACUCAACCAGACUCAAGAACAAGAAGGAAGCCAACUUUUCUCCAAGUGCAAGUCAAUGUUCAGAUGCCCGAGAUAAUGAUGAUGACACUUUUCCAUCAAAUGGUGAAUUUGAAGAUGGUGAUAUUGAUGAUUUGGAUCCUGCUGUUAAGGAAGAACUUGAUAGAGAAGUAGAAGAUUUUGCCAGGAGAUUGAAUUCUGAUUGGCCUGAAAGAAUGCAAGAAUUCUUGUCUUUGGGACAAAACCAAAAACUUGUUCCGAAUAGAGCUAGUUCGCACGGUUCACUUCACGAGACCACAGGCAUGGACAGGAGAUAACGAGUGCUACCUCAAUCACUUUAUACAUGGAGAACUCUAAUGAGAGAACUCACUCCUGAACUUUUUGUUGCUGGCUAAAAACCAUCUUGUGGGAAACUCAAGAGACUUUCCAGUUUUCUUUUCGAUUCUUUUUUAUUUGCAUUUUAAAAACUUAAUGCCCUUAGCCAGUAGGCAGAGUUGCCUCGCCCAUCUCUUCUGUAAAAUUUUGCUGCUCCUGUUUUUAUUUUGUAUUUUGUAUUUUAAUUUUUGCAUGCUGUAACAACUGGAGAUGGUAAAACUUAACAUUAGCACUUACUGCUACAAUCAA
Messenger RNA from Zingiber officinale, 2268 nucleotides. Its product is annotated as SKP1-like protein 21. The coding region runs from base 801 to 1961 and encodes 386 amino acids. Gene Ontology annotation, cellular component: nucleus; cytoplasm. The record is from RefSeq and is a predicted model, not a curated record. Gene Ontology annotation, biological process: SCF-dependent proteasomal ubiquitin-dependent protein catabolic process. Lineage: Eukaryota; Viridiplantae; Streptophyta; Magnoliopsida; Zingiberales; Zingiberaceae. Gene Ontology annotation, molecular function: cullin family protein binding. The transcript is spliced from 10 exons.